AUGCCGACUGAUAUCCGCUCCUUUUUCGGUGGCAAACCUGCAGGCACCGUGGCCGAGAAACCCAAGCCCAAGGCCGAGGACAAGACGAAGAAGCGUGGGCGUGGCCGCAAAAUUGUGGAAGACGACGAUGAUGAUAAUGAAGACGAGGAGCCUGCGACCAAGAAAGCUGCUGCGUCGAAGAAAACAACCGCGAAGAAGCCCGAGCCAGAACCUGAGCUGGAGGAAACAACGGCAGAUGACUUCUUUGCCAAAGGCAAGCCCAAGCGGACCGCUGAUGUAAGACCCAAGCCCAUCAAGAAAGCGCCCGCAGAAGAGACGCCCAAGAAGAAGCCUGCUGCGAAGAGCAAGAGCGCCAAAAGCACACCCAAUGGCCGUGCGUCGACUCGAACGAAGAAGGAAACACAUUAUGUCGAUCUAGAUGCAGAUGACUUCCCCGAUGACGAUCUGGAGGGUGACGCGGAUGAUGUUGCAAAAGUGUCUGCUGCUACGGGACGGCGUCUUGGAGAUGACUAUCGAGAGGCCACGGAUGACGAGGAUGACCUGCCACUUGUGCCCAAGAAGAGGCAGAGCGGCAAGCAGAAGAAGAUCAAGGAUGAUGACGAGGACGACUUCACCCCUGACGGCGAUGUUGAUAUGAAGGAUACCAAUCCAGAGGAUGAUGUGGUCGUCCCUGACGAAGACGAGAGGAUUGUCGAGAACAAGCCUGCGAAGAAGACACCCGCCAAAGCGUCAGCCAAGCGCAAAUCAACUGCUCUGGAUGAGGACGAUGACGAUUUGGAAAUAGAGCAAGCAAAGCCAGCCAAGAAGCGUGCGGCUCCCACCAAGAAAGCGACACCUGCCAAAAAGAACGCCCCCAAAGACAGCGCAGAGCUCAAGGCCAUUUUCGACAGCAUUCCUACCAUCGAACCUCCGCCGCCUCCACCCAAAGCAGACGAUGAUGGUGAGAAGAAGAAAACGUUCCAAUUUGGAGCGCAUGCCAAUUCUGCGGUUCCAGCUGGAGCACUCUCUUCUGCCGACAUCCCAACUGGAAAUGAUAACUGUCUGGCUGGGCUUAAAUUUGUCUUCACUGGUCAGCUUCAGCAGCUUGGUCGAGAGCAGGGCCAGGCUCUGGUCAAGCAGUAUGGUGGUCACGUCAUGACAGCACCCUCGAAGAACACCAGUUUUGUGGUACUCGGCGAGGAUGCUGGACCAAAGAAGCUGGAGACUAUCGAGAAACUCGGCCUCAAGGUCAUCAACGAGGAGGGAUUGUUCGCGCUGAUCAGCAAGCUUCCUGCCAACGGUGGUGACGGUGCAGCUGCUGAGAAGCAGGCCGAGAAGCAGGCUAAGGAAGAGGAGAAGAUUCGUGCGGCUGCAGCGGAGAUCGAUGCACAGGAAAAGGCAAAAGCGGCCGCUGCUGCUAAAUCGAAAUCUACCACGACAGCGAAAACAUCGUCAGCUCCUCAACAAGCCAAGGCAAAGGCGGCUGCAGAUGCGCCAGACUCUCGAUUGUGGACUGUUCGCUAUGCACCGCAAUCUUUGAGCCAGAUUUGCGGAAAUCAGGCUCAAGUCAUAAAGCUGCAAACGUGGUUGCGCAUGUUCCCCAAGAAUCAGCGAACUGGCUUCAAGAUGCCUGGCAAGGAUGGCAGCGGUACGCAUCGAGCAAUCAUGAUACACGGUCCGCCCGGUAUUGGCAAGACCACUGCUGCUCAUCUGGUUGCCAAAAUGGAAGGCUAUGAUAUUGUUGAGUCCAACGCAUCCGACACCCGCUCGAAGAAGCUUGUUGAGAAUGGACUGAAAGGUGUCAUGUCCACAACAUCGCUCAUGGGCUACUUUGCGAGUGGAAGUGACGACAUUGAGGUUGGUAAGAAGAAGCUAGUGCUGAUCAUGGAUGAGGUUGAUGGCAUGAGUGCUGGAGAUCGUGGCGGUGUCGGUGCGUUGGCUGCCGUCUGCAAAAAGACGCAAGUUCCCAUGAUCCUCAUUUGCAACGAUCGAAAAUUGCCAAAGAUGAAGCCAUUCGACUUUGUCACCUUCGACCUUCCAUUCCGUCGUCCCACGACCGACAUGAUUCGCAGUCGGAUAUCCACAAUCGCCUUCCGCGAAGGACUCAAGAUGCCACCCAACGUUAUCAACGCAUUGAUUGAGGGUUCCGGCGCGGACAUUCGACAGGUUGUCAACAUGAUCAGUACGGCGAAGCUGGAUUCGCAAAACCUCUCCUUCGAGGACAGCAAGGACAUGAGCAAAGCAUGGCAGAAGCACAUCGUUCUCAAACCCUGGGACAUGGUUGGAAAGAUCCUUGGCGGUGGGUUGUUCAACCCAUCCGCGAAUUCUAGCUUGAACGACAAGACUGAGUUGUACUUCAACGACCACGAAUUUGCGCCGCUGAUGCUCCAGGAAAAUUACCUGGGCACAAAUCCUCAGCGAAGCAACCAACACAACGGCAACCCCAAAAGGAAGCGCCUCUCUGAACUGGACCUGGUCAGCAAAGCCGCGGACUCCAUUAGCGAUGGAGAUUUGGUCGACAGGAUGAUCCACGGGUCUCAGCAGCAGUGGUCGCUGAUGCCCGCGCAUGCCAUCUUCUCCUUUGUCCGCCCCGCUUCUUUCGUAUAUGGAAGCAUGGCGGGCCACAAGACCCAAUUCACCUCCUGGCUGGGCAAGAACUCAAACCAAGGCAAGUUGAUGCGAUUCAUCAAGGAGAUUCAGGGACACAUGCGGUUACGUGUUUCGGCAGAUCGACAUGAGAUUCGACAGACGUAUCUCCCGAUGCUGUUCGAAAAGCUGAUUGUGAAGUUGCGUGACGAGGGCAAAGAGGCUGUUCCUGAGAUCAUUGAACUGAUGGAUUCCUACUACUUGACCAAGGACGAUUGGGAUGCGAUAUUGGAACUCGGCGUCGGCCAAGCAGAUAUGGAGAACAUCAAGAUUGAGACGCAGGCCAAGUCUACUUUUACACGAUUAUACAAUCUCCAAUCCCACCCGUUGCCGUUUAUGAAAGCCAGCGAGGUCGUAGCGCCAAAGAAAGCCCCUCCGAAAGAAAAACCUGAUUUGGAAGAAGCUUUCGAUGAGAGUGAAGACGAGGCUCCUCUUGAUGAUGUCAAGGAAGAGGACAAUGUUGAAGCGGAUUUGAGUAAGGACAAGUACGUUGCUAAGCCGAAGAAGAAGAGAGCCAGCACUGCUGGUGGUAGCAAGGCUUCCAGUAAAGCGAGUGGGAGUAAAGCUGCGGGGAGCAAGAGGAACAAGGCUGCGGUUGACGAUGACGAGGAGGAUGAGGAGGAAGAUGUUAAGCCGAAGAAGGGGAAGGGUAGGGCGAAGAAGUGA
Messenger RNA from Ramularia collo-cygni, 3291 nucleotides. RefSeq names its product related to replication factor C, subunit RFC1 (large subunit). Gene Ontology annotation, biological process: DNA repair; DNA replication. Gene Ontology annotation, cellular component: nucleus; DNA replication factor C complex. Gene Ontology annotation, molecular function: DNA clamp loader activity; DNA binding; ATP hydrolysis activity. Lineage: Eukaryota; Fungi; Ascomycota; Dothideomycetes; Mycosphaerellales; Mycosphaerellaceae. Bases 1 to 3291 code for a protein of 1096 amino acids. The transcript is spliced from 2 exons. The record is from RefSeq and is a predicted model, not a curated record.